AUGAGGCCUCUUCUUUCAGUUUUUCUUUUCUUGUUCUCCUUCACCUAUCCUUCUUCACAGACUUCUCGGGAAUUAAUCUUUAACACCAAUAGCACAAAAACGUCAAGUAAUAGUACUAGGUUCAUGACUUUCAUAGCUCUUGUUGAUCCACUUUGUAAACCCUCACCUUUCUUCUCUCAUCGUCACUGGUACUCUUCUCUACUUACCUCUUCUUCUUCUACUACUUCUUUCAUUCACAUUUACAACACUCUCAUUCAUGGCUUCUCUGCAUCUCUCACCCCGUACCAAGCCAAACACAUCAACAGCUCACAUGGGGUUCUCUCUUUGUUUCCAGAUUCAAUCUUUCACCUCCACACAACGCGUUCCCCAUCUUUUCUUGGCCUUAAUAACUUAAAACUGAAGCUUCUAAACUCUUCAGGAUCCAACGUUAUUAUAGGAUUCAUGGACACGGGUAUUUGGCCCGAACACCCAAGCUUUGCAGAUGAUGGAUUAGAACCCAUCCCGGCUCAUUGGAGAGGCAAAUGCGAAACUGGGUUUGGGUUCAAUCAAUCAAAUUGUAACAAGAAAUUAAUAGGAGCCCGGUUCUUUUCGGGUGGUUAUAGGGCAUUGUUUGGACACUUGGAUCACCCUGCCAGUGAAUAUCGGUCACCAAGAGACCAUGAUGGCCACGGUACACAUGUUUCGUCGAUUGCUGCUGGAGCUCCAGUUACUGGAUCCAGCUUCUAUGGGUUUGCUGGCGGGUUGGCCCAAGGCAUGGCUCCAAAUGCAAGAAUUGCGGUUUAUAAAGUAUGCUGGGUCUCGGGUUGCUUGCUAUCGGAUAUUUGUGCUGCUUUUGAGAAGGCAAUUCUAGAUGGCGUUAAUAUCAUAUCAAUAUCUCUUGGUUCGUCCCGUUUACCAUUUUACCUUGACCUAUUAUCAAUUGUAUCACUUCGAGCAUUUUCUGGUGGUAUAUUUGUCGCCUCCUCGGCCGGAAAUGAGGGGCCCACCUGGGCAAGCAUCACCAAUGCUCCACCAUGGAUCACAACAGUUGGUGCAGGAACAAUUGAUCGAGACUUCCCGGCAAAAUUGCUUCUUGGUAACGGAAUAACGAUUACGGGAAUAUCUAUCACUCUGACACGAGAAAGCAAAUUGACCCGAGGAUUUCACCGGCUUUACUUUGGUGGUGAAAUCAGCUCGUCUAAAUUUAGUUUCUCACGCCAAUUAGUCAAGGGCAACAUUGUACUCUGCUUGACCACCGGGCACAUGCCAAGGAUGCUGCUGGGAGCAUCACUACUUUCACUUGGAGCUGUAGCUAUGGUCAUAUGUCAUGGUAGUAUUGACCCCGACGGGAUUAUCUCGGAACCUCAUGUGAUCCCAACUAUUACCGUCGGCAUCUUGGAAGCCAAGUUAAUUGAGGAUUAUAUUUUGUCUAGUGAUAGUCCUGUGGCAAACAUUUCAUCUCAGGGAACGGUAGAAAAGCAUGCAAAACCAGCACCCGUUGUGGCCGCCUUCUCAUCCAGAGGACCCAAUUCAGCUGUGCCCGGGAUACUGAAACCUGAUGUUAUAGCUCCCAGUGUGAACAUAUUAGGGGCAUGGACGGACGCCAUUGGACCUUCUAGUGUGGCAUUAGAUAAUCGACGGCCACAAUUUAACAUUAUGUCCGGAACUUCCAUGGCAUGUCCCCACGUAUCAGGGGUGGCAGCGAUUAUCAAAUCGGUCCACCCCGAUUGGGGUCCGAGUGAAAUAAAAUCAGCCCUAAUGACAACCUCAAAUACGCAUAAAUUGUAUUACUACAGAAAUGUGUCCUUGUUGAGUUCAUCAUUGAUUCUUGAUGAGUCCACAGGGAAGGCUGCUAACCCGUUUGAUUUCGGAGCUGGGCAUAUCCAUCCUGAACGAGCACUGGAUCCCGGCUUGGUAUUUGAUUUGGGUUACCAAGAUUAUAUUGAUUUUCUAUGUGAAUUGAAUUACACCAAGAACGAGAUACAUAUUAUUAGUGGAAAACAUGCAAAUUGUUCAAAUAUCGGCAAAGGGCAAUUGAAUUACCCGGCUAUAGUUGUAGCUGCAGAGAAAGUUGGACACAAGGGAGUGAACUUUUAUAGGAGGCUGAAGAAUGUUAAUGAAGUAGGGUCAAGAAAAUACAAGGCGAAAGUGGUGGGUCUUAGAGGGUUUUAUAAGAUUGGUGUGAUACCUAAGAAGCUUAAAUUUUCCAAGAUUGACGAGAAGUUGAGCUUCAAAAUUGCUAUAAGAAAGGAGAAAGGGGUGGCAAAAAGGAAUAGUUUGUGGGUUGGAGCUUUGAUUUGGCACGAAAUCGGUGGAAAGCAUAGGGUUAGGUGCCCCAUUGUCAUCUUUUGUAGACCAGGUUGA
Molecule: messenger RNA, 2343 nt
Organism: Populus nigra (black poplar)
Lineage: Eukaryota; Viridiplantae; Streptophyta; Magnoliopsida; Malpighiales; Salicaceae
Product: subtilisin-like protease SBT1.5
Exons: 1
Coding region: 1-2343 (780 amino acids)
Biological process (GO): proteolysis
Molecular function (GO): serine-type endopeptidase activity
Source: RefSeq, a predicted model, not a curated record